GUCAAUGUCGUCCAGCAGUGGCGAAACGGAGCAACACACGAGGAAUCUCUCUGACACACAAACACACACACACACACACACAGACACACACAGAGAGAGAGAGAGGGGUCGGAUGGUGUGAGUGUGUGUUGGAGGUGUGGGUGGGUGGGCGGAUGUGUGAGCUUACGGAUGUGCACUGAGGAAGGAAAACGAAUCGGCUAGGAACUCAUAGACCAACUUGAUGUAGCAGGAUGGUGAGCCAGCCGGCACUGUGGGGUCAUGCAUUGCAUCUCACAGACACGUCGAGCGUCACACACAUCUGCAUCCCCUCCAUCACCAUCAAUGGGUGUGUCCGUCCGUCCCUCACUACCGGCCUUCACUCGCUCAACACACGAGAGUCCAACGACUUAGUCUACGGCCAGCUAGUUGCCACACGCCACCUGUAUAUCGUCGGCCCCCAUCACCUCACGCACCACCGCCACUGUCUGGGGAAACCUGGCGGCACCCUCCCUGCCGGGAACAGGAACCUCCGUCGUGCAGAGGACGGCAUGGGCCUCGUUGAGGUGCUGGGGUUGGUCAAUGGUGCUGUAGAUGGUGAUGUGGGUCUCGAACUUGUGGUGGGGUCGGUCGCCAUGCAGCACUAUGGUGCGGUCGACGCCUCCUGCUGCCGUCCAGUGUCUGGUGCUGAUGGUGUGACAGCCCCAGAUGGGCGGCUGCUGAGUGGCGAGCUGCUCCUGAAGGGAAAGCGAGAUAUGACAAUGAGCGAGUGGGGAAGCUGGUGAGGCUCUUGUGCGACUGACCAGUCGGUUGAACCGCGUGGCAUUGUUGAGCUGGUAGGCACACACAACAAGAUGGUCCGCGACCGACAACCCUCCAAAGCGCAUCCUGAUCAGACACAUCAAUGGCAGUCAGAGCGGUGCAGCCAAUGUGCUUAUGUGCCACUGUGCUCAUCCAACACAGCAUAUUCAUAACCUUCGAACAGUCAUAUACACACGCAACCAAAUGACCCAUUGCCCAUAGCUAUUCCCCCCUCCCUCCCCGCCAUGCACACACACGGGGUUGGCCGGGUCGUAUCCAUUGCGGAAGGGGUGGUUGGCCGGCAGGGUCUCCGGUGGGCGGAUGGUCAUCAGCGGAUACCCCUUCAGCCGAUCCUCUGACGCAAAGAUGACCCAUUGCCCAUAGCUCUCUCUCCCCUCUCCCUCCCCUCCCUCACCUGCAUACUCACACGCGGGGUUGUUCAAGUCGAAUCUAUUGCGGAAGAGGCUGAAGAGGCUGCCUCGCGGCAGGGUGUGCCGUGUGCGAAUGGUGAGCCGAUUGCCACCCAGCCGCUCCCCGCUGUUGCUGACGCGCUCGAGCGUCAUGUCCAGGUGGCGGGCGAUGAGGGACAGCUGGCGCAACGCCUCACAUCGGCCGUCGAAGACCGCCCGGCUGCCUACCGCCUCCACAUCAGCACUGCCCAACUCUAUCGGCAGCCGUCCCUCUCCCCGCCCCUGGUGCACAGCCACCCUAACGAGUGGCUCCCACCCCGUCCAGUCGCCGCUCUUGUCGAGGAAGUACGCCAGCCGCAGCAGCGAGUCGACGGAUGUCAGCUGGGGGGAGAUGGUGAUGAUGCCCUGGAGGCCCUUGGCGACGAGCAGGCCGUCGAUGUACUUGUUGACCUCCUCGACCACGACGUGCUCAUUGGUGUCGUUGAGCUGUGCGAUGACUGCGUGUUUGGUGGCCUCCGAGCGGGCCGCCUUCCUGAUCAGCACCGAACAGAGGGACGUGACCGUCUGAUGGAUGAAACAAACGGGCCAACAAUCCGAGCAAGAGGGCCACCGUGACGCGUUCACAUGAUCUGCGUGUGUGCGCGGUCUCCUUCACCUGUGGCUGCGGCAAGUCGGCUACAGGACCAUCAGCAGCGGAUGACGAUGACGCUGAAGCCGCCAUCGCUUGGUCGGAAAGCGUCUGCACCAGGAGUGCAGAGGCAUGGUCGCAUCCCUCUCUCAUCCAUAUCUCCCUGCUCAUCAAUAUCUCCCUGCUCACCAAAAUCGCCAGACGAUACCGAGUCAGGAAUUAGGCAUUGAUUACAUCAUGCCCCUUCAUACCAAUUUCAUGUCUCGUAGAUCUCGAGGGUGGUUUCAGGGUUUAGCUCGCAGGGUCCUCUCUCCUCCCCGGGUCACCUCCUUGUCCGACGACAGACGCUGCAGCGCCCGCAUGCACGGUGUGCUCGCCGCCGCUGGAGAGCCGCUGUCGUCGUCACCCGUCGGCCGCGACAGCAAGAGGUCGAAGUAGAACACCACAGAUGGGUCUUCCUUCUCGCUCUCGCGUGGCUCGAGCGACAGCAGGUUGUCGUGUCGUAUGCGACCAGAACGCGCAGGAUGGCGCGGAAGGCCGUCGGGUCUACGUCAAGGAAAAUGGGCGGGGGCGUGCUGCUGCACACAGAGGGGGAGGUUGGGCUGGAGGGAGAUGUGGAAGCGGCUGGCUGGUAGGGGACGAGCAUGUGGUCGAAUGCUGCAUGACAAACAGACAGGGAGAGGGAGGGGGAGGGGGAGGGGGAGAAGGAGAAGGAACAAUGAAUCCAUGGCUGGCGCGGGUGUGUCAAAAGUCACAGUGCCCUUUCAUUUUGCGUGCAUUGCAUACCGCCGGAGAAGAGGUCGCAUAGGAGGGAUUCGCUCACGCACGUGAGGGUGGAGCGGGGAACCUAUACAUAGACAGACAGACAGACAGGCAGAGGCAGGGCGGCACGUAUUUGGAUGGAACGACCUCUGUCUACGUCUGCAUACUCACUCACCAUGAAGCCUUCGCCACCGACAUUAACGACCAGAAUGUCCUUGGGAUCACCGCGGAUGUCCCGCCACCUCCUGGCCCGCACAUACUCAUCGAGUUCCUUCCGCUUCCGCUCAACCAACUCACGACGCCUCUGGAAAUGCAAUGCACACAUUGUCAAGGGAAGGCAUUUGCAGCGCGGCCAUGCAUUUCAACCUCCGUAGUGAUGAUGCAGCGUACCUUCAGGUCUCUGACGACGCUCUGCACCUUUCCUGUAAGACUCUGCAGCGGGCAGUCGACGCUGGGAAGGCCAGUGAGUCCCACACGGGACAUCCCGUCCUCCUCCGCCUCUGCACAAUUCAUCUGCAUGACGAAGCUGCGCGCUUGGCG
Messenger RNA from Vitrella brassicaformis, 3117 nucleotides. Lineage: Eukaryota; Vitrellaceae. The record is from the annotation of a GenBank genome assembly.